This is a messenger RNA of Ceutorhynchus assimilis (cabbage seed weevil), 983 nucleotides long. The record is from the annotation of a GenBank genome assembly. NCBI's taxonomy places the organism in Eukaryota, Metazoa, Arthropoda, Insecta, Coleoptera, Curculionidae.
GUUUUAAUUAUCUUCAAUAGCCUUAUGAAUUAGUAGCAAAAUAAGAUGCAAAUUAUGCACGAACGGAAACGUUUCCAUAAAUGUUAUGUAUUACAAUUUUGAGUUAAUGUAAUUCAGUUUUGAGGCUAUUUAAUGUCCAACGAUAGCAAAAAUGCACAUGUGAAACAAAUUGCAGCAAUAAGACACGAUUUUCCGUAUUAUAAAUACAACCAUGUUCCUAUAUAUUUAGAGACAAUCACUGUUUUUAAAAAAUGGCAAAAUUAUUUCCAUUAUUAUUACUGGUGCCUUGUAUGCUCUCUAUUUCUCAUGCUUACCAAAUAUUAUCCGUGUAUGAUGAUGAUGAUGCAAAUUUAGAUGAUGAUUCUUUGAAAUCCACUAUAGGAAAAUUUCCUAUAAUUUAUCCUGGUACUUUUUGGUGUGGAAAAGGAAACAUAUCCGAAAACAAUGAUGAAUUAGGAGUAUUAAAAGAAUUAGACUCUUGCUGUCGCACUCACGAUAGAUGUCCGGACGUUAUUCAUGCUGGUGACACAAAGCACGGAUUACGUAAUUCAGCAAUACUGAAAACCAGAUUAACUUGUGAUUGUGAUCAUGCCUUACACGAAUGUCUAAAAAAUGUCGAUACCAAAGAAUCCAGGUUUGUUGGUAGAAUUUACUUUGACUUCCUACGUACCAAAUGCUUCAAAGAAGACUAUCCUUAUACUUGCAAAAGAUCAUGGCUGGGGCGAUGUAUCGAAUUUGAAUUUGAUACAACAAAACCGAAGAAAUAUCAAUGGUUUGACGUGGAAUUUUGGAAACCAAUUAAGUUUAAUAGGAAAUUGAAAAUCAAUAUAAAUUCUUUGGAACAAUCACCAAAAACAAAUAUUAAUAUUACCUAUAGUUAAAUAACAAAUAUACUUAACUGAACAUAAUGAGAUUCUUUAAUUAUGUACAAAUUUACCUUUUUUUCAUUGUUCUUAAACUAACCUGUAAAUUUUGUAAAUGGG